GUUCCUUUUCUCACACAAGCAUCAUUUUGAAGAUGGCCGCUGGUAAGAGGGUGUCUGCUUUGCAGAUGCUGGGCGACUUUGCGGACAAUACAUCAGCUCAUGGCGUCCGCAAACUACACGCAAAGAGUCACUGGCUUUUCAAAGUGAUUUGGCUUCUGCUUCUCUUGUGUGCAACAGGAAACAUCCUUAUGCAGGUGUGGCAGCUGAUCAACCAGUAUCAGAGACGUCCUGUUACGACCAAGACUACGAUACACUCCCGCAGUCUCGAGUUCCCGACCGUCACUCUAUGCAACCUGAAUCCAUUCAAGUACUCCAAAAUACAAAAUCAGCAGUUCCCCAUGGAAACUCUCAGACGGUUUUCCAAGAGUCUCAACAUCUCACUGGAACAAUUUGGUGGCACACCGCAAACAGGACUGGCACGUGUCGACCCUGACGCUGCAAAUGACACUCAAGACGAUUAUUACACUGAUGAACCUAGUGAAUUCUCAGUGAGUCAGUUCCUGACGGAAGCACCGGAAGAGUUUCGGAUGGAGACCCUUCUGGGUCUGGCAGAAACGUCGGACAUCCAACUGUUGGCACAGCCCAUCUCUGAGCUCCUCGUCAGCUGCACCUUUGCCGGCAGCCCCUGUAGCCACAGCGAAUUCUCUUGGACCUACGACCUCGACUACAUGAACUGCUUCCAGUUUCCACGAGACAACAGGACACGCUCGCUCGACGUCUACAGCGCUGGCCAACUCUUUGGUCUGAGUUUGAUUCUGAACGUGGACCAGAAAGAGUACGUGCCAUUCGUGACGCCCAGCGCCGGUAUCCGUGUGGCCGUUCAUGAGUACGACUCGCCGCCCAACCUGAUGCAGAAAGGACUGACUGCACCACCGGGCUUCGAAACCUCCAUUGGAAUCAGGCCAACAGUUCGAAUCCAUCAGCCCGACCCGUACGGCAACUGUGAGAUCGACAACCCCUACGGCGACAUUCAAACUUGUGAGAGAAGCUGCCUGGAGGAUCUGAUUGAGAUUGAGUGUGAAUGUUCCAGGAGGAUCGACAACCCUGAGUUCGGAAUCUGUCUCUGGAGGUUCGAGGGAAGACACUGUUAUUGCAUGUUCCAGUAA
Messenger RNA from Haliotis rubra (blacklip abalone), 1106 nucleotides. RefSeq names its product amiloride-sensitive sodium channel subunit beta-like. The coding region runs from base 33 to 1106 and encodes 357 amino acids. Gene Ontology annotation, biological process: sodium ion transmembrane transport. Lineage: Eukaryota; Metazoa; Mollusca; Gastropoda; Lepetellida; Haliotidae. Gene Ontology annotation, cellular component: membrane. The transcript is spliced from 8 exons. Gene Ontology annotation, molecular function: ligand-gated sodium channel activity. The record is from RefSeq and is a predicted model, not a curated record.